CUGUAAGAUGGCAGUCAGUAUAAAUACAGAGCGCGAAGGGAGAGGACAGGAGUCAGUCUUUAUUGAAACGCGGCGCGUUUGUCGUACAAUUUUGCAUUUCAAACCAUUACACUCCUUUCAAAAUGAGGAGGGAUGCCCUUUGAAGCAAUCCCGGGAGCAUCUAAACACUCUUUUACCUGCUUGCCUACUACCGACCAGAAAAGUUUCUUCUUGGAGUUGAGUUAUAUCGUCUUGCCAAAGUUUUUUUUUUCAGCAGACGUGUUGCCCUUGAAGAUCCGGAAAUCAAAGCAAAUGAAAUGACUACUAGACUUGACCGACUGUUUCUUCUGCUGGACACUGGUUCCACUCCAUUAGUCCGGAAAUCUGCAGCGGAACAACUUGGGGAAGUACAGAGACUCCAUCCACAUGAACUUCAAAACUUGUUGACUAAGGUGCACAUGUACUUGCGCAGCCCAACAUGGGAAACCCGUAUUGCCUCUGGUCAAGCAGUAGAGGCUAUUGCAAAGAAUGUGCCACAGUGGGAACCAGUUGGACUAGUGAAGAAAGGUGACUAGAGCUUGGGAGGUUGAUUGAAAUGU
Lingula anatina is the source of this 578-nucleotide messenger RNA. Its product is annotated as TATA-binding protein-associated factor 172. The record is from RefSeq and is a predicted model, not a curated record. NCBI's taxonomy places the organism in Eukaryota, Metazoa, Brachiopoda, Lingulata, Lingulida, Lingulidae. Gene Ontology annotation, molecular function: TBP-class protein binding; DNA binding; ATP hydrolysis activity.